CAAAUGUCUUGCUAUUCAUAAAUAGGCUUGUUUGAAAACCGUACAAAUGACUUAGAUUCUCUCUCUUAUGAUGUUCAUCUUAUUUAGUAAACACUCCAGGGAUGGACUUCAAUUUUCAACUAACUAAUGGAGAUUAGCAUAUAAACGCAUAAGCAAAAUUAGUCCAACGUAUUGCUAAAUUAUUUAAAUAGACUGCAUUGCUAUAGCAAUUGAUGAUUUAAUUACAACCAAAAUCAAAACAAUCUUAACCCAAAGACUAAAUUAAGUUAUCUCCGAUUAGACCAACUAAAACUGAACCAGAUGAAUACAUAAAACCAGAAAACUUUUCUAGGAUAUUUAACAAUCAUAAAAAGGUACUUAUCAUAACUAAAAAGUAUAAAGAUUUCGAUCAUGCAGUUGCAAGGGACUCCAUUUGAUUCAGCUUUCGAAAGCAUUAAUAAGGAACUAGAAGAACCGAUCAGGGAUGAUUUAUACCUAUCUGUUCCUAAAUCUAUGCAACUAUCUAAUGAUAAUAAUAUGCUGAAAAAGAAUCAACAACUAGAUUUCCAUCCACAAAGUGUCAAAAACACAUAUGAGAAUAGACAAUUUGCUUUUAAUAAACCCAUUCGUUCAUAGGAUAUUAAAUCUAAUAAAGAGAACACCUAGAAUUAGUAUACUAUUCAUAGACAAGAUUCGAAACGUAAUUAGGAUUAUCCUCAAUUAUCUACUGUACUUGAAGAGAAUCCAUCACUAUUGAUGACAUCAAACGAAAAUAAUUAUAGACGUAAUUUCUUUGAAAUUAUUACUAGAUUCCAUUACUUAAUCACACAGAUAAUAUGAUUAAUGCAGCAUUUAAAAACAUCCACAGAAUAGUUAAAGACCACCAAAUUAUUACCAAUAAUAAUAACACCAAUCAUCAGAAAAUAACAGAUCUUCAUCAAAAUCUUGUUAUGGAGCUGCUAGUAAUCUUUAACAAUAGAUUCUCACUAACAAUAUCAACAUUGUGAAUUCACAACAAAAUUUAUAAUUGAUGCAAUAAUAAUAGUCAACAUAAAAUCAUUCUUAGAAUAAUUUGAUUAGUUAAAGUACAAAAAAUAUCAAAUAGAAUCACUUCCAAAACAAUAAUGUGUCUAUCAAAUUGCCAAUAGACACUAUCAAUUAAGUAAAUUAAAAUUCUAUUAAGAUAUCAAGCCAAAGAGCUAAAAGUUAUAGUGAAUAAACCUGUAAAAAAUAAGUAAGCAAACGUUUAUUAGAUAUAGAUAUAUUUGAUAAGAAAUACGAAACUAGUUAGGAGUUGAUAUGGAAAACUUAGAAAAACAAAAUUUGA
Molecule: messenger RNA, 1306 nt
Organism: Paramecium octaurelia
Lineage: Eukaryota; Ciliophora; Oligohymenophorea; Peniculida; Parameciidae
Source: the annotation of a GenBank genome assembly